AUGCCAUGUUUAAAUGAUUGUUCGCAAGUUGGUAUAUGUUCAUUUAAUGAUACAUGUAUAUGCUCACCAUGUUAUACUGGCAAUAGUUGUGAGAUAAAUACUAAUGUAAUACAAUUUUCAUUGACAUUUACAAUGCAAUGGGAUAUUCGACAAGCAUCAUUACAUUCAAAUUUUAAUACACCAGGAAUUAUUUAUACAACUAUCAUUGCUCUAAUGUUAUUCAUGGCUGUUAUAAAUAACAUAGUAUGUUUACAAACUUUUCUUUUACAAGAUAUACGUUUAACUAAUUGUGGUAUGUUACAAAUAUUUUAUUGCAUAUCAGGUUUAAUUGCCAUAGUUGGUAUGCAAUUGAGAAUGUUAACUAUGUUAAUAUUUGAUGAAUUAAUACAAGCUUAUCCUUAUCGAUAUGCAGCAUGUAAUAUAAUUCCUGUUAUUGUUAUACUAAUGGGUACUGUCUGUAUGUGGUUGAGCUCAAUAUUAAUAAUAGAGUUUGUUCUUUUGGAAUGUUUUAAUUUAAGUUUAUAUCGAUCUCGACGGUUUUCUGUUAUAUCAUCAAUCAUUUGUCUUUUAUUAACAAUUGGUACACAUAUGCAUGAAAUAAUUGCCCGACAUCCAUUACCUGAUCCAAUGCAUCCUGAUUCAUAUUCAUGUACAUUUGCUUAUCCAUUACCAUUAGAUAUAAUUGAUAAAAUUCUUCGUGUAUGUCAUAUUAUUAUUCCACUUGGAAUACAGUUUAUUGGUAGUAUUUGUAUACUUAUUAGUAUAACACGACGUACUUUACUUGUUCGUGAUCGUUAUGAUUAUUGUCAAGUAUUUAUAAGUGAAUUUAUAAAACGUAAACAUUUCUUUGUUCCACAAUUAUUUAUUAUUUUAUCAAAUCUUCCUCAUUUAAUUCUUCAUUUAAAAGAUCCAUGUGAAGAUGCUCCAGAUAUACCACUUUUACGAAUACAUGUUGCUUUUAAUAUUCUUGUUUAUUUACCACCAUCAAUGACAUUUUUUAUCUAUAUAUUUCCAUCAAAAAGUUAUAUGCAUAAAUUUGAGAAAACAUUUUUGGGACGUUUGUUUAAACGAAUAUUUCAAAGAAAUAAAGAGAAAAAACCAUAUGAAUGGAAUCAAUUAAUAAUGAUAUAUCGUACGAAAUUUAUUACAUUAGUAUCCCACACAAAACAAACAAUAAAAACUAAUAUUUUAUGUUAA
Messenger RNA from Rotaria sordida, 1197 nucleotides. The record is from the annotation of a GenBank genome assembly. Lineage: Eukaryota; Metazoa; Rotifera; Eurotatoria; Philodinida; Philodinidae.